Messenger RNA from Contarinia nasturtii (swede midge), 2908 nucleotides. It is a transcript of the gene Start1, whose product is annotated as steroidogenic acute regulatory protein-like. The transcript is spliced from 11 exons. The coding region runs from base 990 to 2759 and encodes 589 amino acids. The record is from RefSeq and is a predicted model, not a curated record. Lineage: Eukaryota; Metazoa; Arthropoda; Insecta; Diptera; Cecidomyiidae. Gene Ontology annotation, molecular function: lipid binding.
GAGACUAUUCGUCACUUGCUGUUUUCACUGACAUUCGAAGAAAAAAUAGAAAUACGCAUACGAUAAGAAAUAUCACUUAGCAAUAGAUUUUAUUAAAUUUUCAUAAAAUCGAAUGAAAUUGAUGUCGAACCGUUUGUAUUAUCAAUUUGGUUGACAUGACCGCACAAAUACAAUAACAUCACCUGUUUUUGUUUGUUUCUGUUUCUGUUUUUGUUUUUGUUGAAGUGUCAUAAUUUUAAUUUUCUUUCUCACACAUAAAGAGUAAGUGAAUCGAAUCAAAUUGAGUUGAUAUUUAAACUGUCGAUUAUUUCGUCGUGGAUUUUUAUGUAAUGUAUCAAAAUUGAUACAAACAAAUGUGAUAUGUAUUUAAUCGGUAGCUACGAAAAACGUGUCGUUUCAAAAUAAAAGGAAUCUCAUCAACUCCGGUUGAACAGAAAAAGAAAACGACAACAACAAUAAAAUACUCUCGAUUCGAUUCCAAAAGUCAUUCCACUGAAAUAACCCGUGCAAAAGUGUUUAUGUUUGCUGCUUUUAGUUUUUUCGCUCGUGCACUUUUCAUUUAGAUUCAAAUCACGAUACACACAUAAUAAAAAAGAAGAACCUUAAUUUAAUUGAUUGAACAAAAUGUAAUGUACAGUCAGUGAAAAAGGCAGCUACCGUAUGUCUGCAAGUGAAGAAGAAGUGCAAAGUACAAUGGAAAACGAAUGAGUCACAAAUCAAGUGUCGUACAAAUGUUUGUAAACAUAAGUUAUUAUCGAGAAAAGUUGAUUUUUUUUGUUUACUCUGAGAUAUUAUUUUUUUUCUAAAAUGCAACCAUUGCUAAGUGAAAAUAUAAAACUUAAAUGUGAAAUCAAUUAGUUUUCAUCGAAUAAAAUUUGGAAAACGGUGCUUAUUUUUUAUUGAACAUUUUGUUUUGGUGUGAUAUGACAAACUCUUCCUAAAAUUGAACACAAAGAAUGAUAGACUGUGGUCAUAUCAAUGAGUGAAAAAUGUCUUCCGCCGAGCGACGUGAUAUUCGGUUUGCUGCCGAAACCCUCUACUAUCGAAAUCCUCAACGGCCUCCGCUGAUUCUAUCUCGGUCUCAUCACACUCAAUUGGAUUUGUUGAGUUUUGUUAAUGAGGAUUACAUCGCUGGCUACACACAGGAUGGACAAAUGUCAACCGUUCGUCGUUUUUUCUGCUUAUUUGUAGCGUUUGAUUUAUUUUUCAUAUCAAUGUUGUGGUUCAUCUGCAUUAUGAUAAAUGGUGAUACCAUAUUGAAUGCAUUAAAAGUUCAAGUCGUACAAUAUUCAAUUUACACAUCUUUAUUCGACAUUAUUCUGGCAGCUUUUGUUCGCUUUUUAUUGCUUAUAAUAUUUUAUGGAAUUUUAGCCAUAAAUCAUUGGAGCAUUAUUGCUUUUACUACAACUGCUUCCUGUGCUUUUUUAGUUGGCAAAGUCUUUUAUUAUAAUUGGUUGGUAUCAGCACAGCCAAUAAUUCAGGUGUUAAUGAUCAUUGUUUCGUGCUUGCUGGCUUGGGGUGAGGCUUGGUUUUUGGAUUGUCGUGUCAUUCCGCAAGAGAAAAAUGCGCAACGAUUUUAUCGCCUCUUAAUGUCACAAGUAGAUGAUAACGAAAGAUCGCCUUUGCUUGAAUCAUAUUUGAAUACACUACACAACUUUGGACAGACUGAUAGCAGCGUUGCAAACUUUUACUCGCCCAUUGAGUCGGCACAUAAUAGCGAUUCGGAAGGCGAUGAAAAUGAAUUGUACAAAAACAAAGCCAUCGCUGAUGCUCAAGCCGCUUUUGAAUUAAUGGAAAGCAUUGACUGGAAAGUGGAAAAAAUGAUUGCGUCGACUGGUGAUCGUAUUCAAUCGACGAAUAGGAAGAAAUUUGGAAAAAUCUAUCGAUUAACGGGUCAAAUGAAUUUAUCGGCAAAGAAACUGUUACGUACGUUAUAUUAUGGCAUUGAAGAAAUGCCGACAUGGAAUCCAACCGUACUGCAAGCAAGAAUUCUCAAGAAAAUCGACAAUCACACUGAUAUUACGUAUUCAGUGUCGGCGCCUGGUGCCGGUGGGCUAGUUGAAAGUCGAGACUUUGUGAAUUUACGAAGUUGGCAAGUUAUUAAAAAUGGCAACAUCAUCGAAGAUGAUGUACUGAGCAAUGACAUAACACUAACCAACGAAUCAUCACUCCAAAGCGAUAAAACUGUACAGCAAAUUAUGAGAUCAACAAGUGAAUCCGACCUAACGGAAAAUCAGAUUCAAAGUUCAUCAAUCAUGGAUCAGUCAGUGUAUUCAUUGAGCAGAAGUUUGGGUGCAAAAGUGUUUAGCGAUGAUGAAUUCGAGACACCGGUUGCCGAAAUGUUUAACAGCAAAAGUACCACCGACGAUAAUGAUGAAUUUGUUGACGCAAACGAUUCACAGGGUGCUCAUAGUAAAAAUGAUUCACCAAUGCAAUUGCAUCGGUCGGAAGAGGUGGAACAUAUUAAAGAGAUAGCUAAUGAAUUGUGUGAUAAAAUUUAUCUUGUAUCGGGUGUUAGUAUUAAAUAUGAUCAUAUGCCUACAGUUAAAGAAUACACGCGCGGUGAGAAUCUAAUGGCAUGUUGGGCCAUGCGGGAAUCAAAAACCGAUCCAAACAUCUGUACAUUUGAUUGGGUCAUGUGCAUAGAUUUAAAAGGACGUUUUCCUCGUUUUGUUCUAGAUAAGGCAUACACAUCGGUUAUGACAGAGUUUAUGAGUCAUCUGCGAAAAUAUUGUGAAUCAAGCGAAGCUACAGCAUAAAAGUGUACCACAAUCAUCUCAUUCUACUAUCACAUGUUCGAAACAGAUUACACCGUCAUCUUAAAUCUUAUUUUGCUUUAUUUUUUUUUUUAAUUUUUAAUUUUGUUGAUCUUAAGAAUAAAAAAAUGUUGCACUUAAUUUGAAUGAUA